Messenger RNA from Medicago truncatula (barrel medic), 1529 nucleotides. RefSeq names its product solute carrier family 25 member 44. NCBI's taxonomy places the organism in Eukaryota, Viridiplantae, Streptophyta, Magnoliopsida, Fabales, Fabaceae. The record is from RefSeq and is a predicted model, not a curated record. Gene Ontology annotation, biological process: transmembrane transport. Bases 160 to 1218 code for a protein of 352 amino acids. The transcript is spliced from 2 exons.
UCCACCUCUCAUUCCGGUAACCCUUCUCUCUCUCUUCACCUUGACAUUCUUCUCUCUCUCUCUCCAAUUUUUUCCACCCAUUUUCCGGCAUGUCUCUAACUCGCCAUCGCCGGCGCCGCCGUUGAAAGAUACGUUUUUCCGUUUGUGAAAGUGGCUAAAAUGGAUUUGAGUGUGAAUGAGGAAGAGGUAGAGUCAGAGGAAGAGAUUCAUGUUCCAGCUGAAAUUGAUUGGCAAAUGCUUGAUAAAUCCAAGUUUUUCUUCCUCGGUGCUGCUUUGUUUUCUGGUGUUUCAGCAACAUUGUAUCCUGUUGUUGUGUUGAAAACUAGGCAGCAAGUUGCCCAAUCACAAGUUUCUUGUAUUAAGACUGCCUUUUCGUUGAUUAAGGGGGAGGGGUUUAGAGCGUUGUAUCGUGGGUUUGGUACUUCGUUGAUGGGUACAAUCCCGGCUAGGGCUUUGUAUAUGGCGGCGCUUGAGGUUACUAAGAGUAAUGUAGGGACUGCUACUGUUGGUUUUGGUCUUGCUGAACCGACGGCUGCUGCAAUUGCUAAUGCGGUUGCUGGUUUGACUGCGGCUUUAGCAGCUCAGCUUGUGUGGACGCCGAUUGAUGUUGUGAGCCAAAGGUUGAUGGUUCAAGGUAGUUGUAAUUCAAGUGAUCCUAAGGGUUCGUCUGUAAGAUAUGUUAAUGGUAUUGAUGCUUUUAGGAAAAUUGUGAGAACGGAUGGUCCUAGGGGUUUGUAUAGAGGUUUUGGGAUAUCGGUUUUGACGUAUGCGCCUUCAAAUGCAGUAUGGUGGGCUUCAUAUUCUGUUGCACAAAGGAUGGUUUGGGGUGGAGUUGGAUAUUACUUGACUAACAAGAAAGGUGGGGAGGGAAGUGACAACAACAAUGGAGGGGCUAAUGUCUUGAGGCCGGAUACAAAAACUGUUAUGGCAGUUCAGGGAGUCAGUGCAGCAAUGGCAGGAGGCAUGUCUGCUUUGAUUACUAUGCCAUUGGAUACAAUCAAGACAAGGCUGCAGGUCUUAGAUGGCGAUGAGAAUGGCCGUCGUGGACCAACAGUGAUGCAGACAGUUAGAAGUUUGGUUAAGGAAGGUGGUUGGAUGGCUUGUUAUAGAGGAUUGGGACCUAGAUGGGCUUCAAUGUCGUUCUCUGCAACAACAAUGAUCACAACCUAUGAGCUUUUAAAACGGCUUUCCGCAAAGAAUCAAGAGGUUUUAACAUGAUGAAUGAUAUAACUAUAACAACAGCAGCAGCAACAACAACAACAAGGAACACAGAGAGAGGGAAAAAGGGUUUUCCCCAUCUGAUGUUUGGAAUCGCAGUGAAUUUGACUAAAUCACGGUGACUUUGUAAAAUCUACAUUAAGGUGCUUCAACAAAUUCAUGGUGAUGCCAUGAUUUGUCUAAAUUAUGCUCUUGUUUUUCUCUUAUCUUGUCUCAAACUUUUUCUGUUUGGGCUAGUUACCAUGACUGCUUGAUCAAUGUAAGUCACUGCAGGUUUAUAUAUAAAUAAAGUUUUUUUUUUGUCUCUAACA